Messenger RNA from Liolophura sinensis, 2862 nucleotides. RefSeq names its product pyruvate kinase PKM-like. Gene Ontology annotation, biological process: glycolytic process. The record is from RefSeq and is a predicted model, not a curated record. Gene Ontology annotation, molecular function: potassium ion binding; magnesium ion binding; pyruvate kinase activity. Lineage: Eukaryota; Metazoa; Mollusca; Polyplacophora; Chitonida; Chitonidae.
UUUUUUCAGUGGUAAAACAUAACUUUUCAUGAUUAUAAUGUUCAUAUCCAACAUGCACAUAUAUAUGGUAUAAAGAUAGCUGUAUUUAGUCCUAUUACAAGUGCUGGAAAUACAUGGAAGAAUGAUAACCUUGUAAAAGUAAGAUCGUUUCCACGGAAACUUGUAAACUCCGUCCACUUUAAUUUCUGUAAUGUGCCAUGUGUUACAGUUUGUCAUUUCAUACUGUUCAUUUACGGUAGCUGUGCAGUACUGGUAUUAAGUAGUCACGACCAACACAUCAUAACAUCCACAUGGCGCAGUUACAAGUACAGGGGGCAGGGGCCAUGCCCAGGACGCCUUCAACGUCCGCGCUCCCUAGGACAGCGUCUGGGGCACUGACCGAGGCCAGCCGCUUGGAGAUGUCUAAGAAGGAACAGGAAGGAGGGUAUUACCUGCAGUCCCAGCAACUGAUGGCCUCCUACGCCAGGUCGCAUCUGGAGCACAUGUGCUUCCUCGACAUUGACUCUGAGCCCCACAUGGUCAGGAUGACUGGCAUUGUCUGUACCAUCGGACCUGCCUGUGUGGCUAUACCCACCCUGGAGAAGAUGAUCAUUGAGGGCAUGAACGUCGCUAGGCUUAACUUCUCCCACGGGACACAUGAGUACCAUGCCAACACGAUCAAAAACGUGAGAACAGCAGUGAAGAACUUCACCAAUCCACGCCCUGUGGCCAUAGCUCUGGACACUAAGGGACCUGAGAUCAGGACAGGAUUGCUGAAAGAUGGCCCCAGUGCAGAAAUCACCCUGAGUGUUGGUGAGAAGAUUCGCAUCACAACUGAUGACAGUUUCUACGAGAAAUGCGAUGAGAAAAACUUGUGGGUGGACUACAAAAACAUCACCAAGGUUGUCAACGUGGGUGACCGCGUGUUCAUCGAUGACGGACUCAUCUCUGUUGUGGUCAAAGAGAAAGGAUUCCUGAUAUGUGAAAUUGAGAACGGAGGUGACCUGGGAAGUAAGAAGGGCUGUAACCUCCCAGGUGUCGCCGUCGAUCUCCCCGCAGUCUCUGAAAAGGACAUUGAGGAUCUCAUAUUUGGUGUCGAGCAAGGGUAAGUUGACAUGGUGUUUGCGUCGUUCAUUCGAAGCGGUCAAGGUAUCCGUGACAUUCGCACAAUCUUAGGAGAAGGAAAAGACAUCAAGAUCAUUGCCAAGAUUGAGAACCAUGAAGGGGUUAAGAGAUUUGAUGAGAUUUUAGAAGAGGUAGAUGGCAUCAUGGUGGCUCGUGGUGACCUGGGUAUUGAGAUUCCUGCAGAGAAAGUCUUCCUGGCCCAGAAGAUGAUGAUUGGCAAGUGUAACAAAGCAGGAAAACCAGUCAUCUGUGCCACACAGAUGCUGGAGAGUAUGGUGAAGAAGCCGCGGCCUACGCGUGCAGAGAGCAGUGAUGUGGCCAAUGCUGUGCUGGACGGUGCCGACUGCGUCAUGUUGUCCGGGGAGACUGCCAAGGGACAGUACCCACUGGAAGCCCUCAAGAUGAUGCAUAAGAUCUGCCGUGAGGCUGAAUCUGCAGUGUUCCACAACCAGUUGUUUGAAGAGCUUCGCCGGGAGACCCCCACUCCAACUGACCCGACCCAUACCAUCGCCAUAGCAGCCGUGGAGGCCUCCUUCAAGUGUCAGGCUGCGGCUAUUAUCGUCAUCACAACAACGGGCAGAUCGGCCCACCUGGUGGCUGCGUACCGCCCCCGCUGUCCCAUCAUCACGAUGACGAGGAAUGCCCAGACGGCCAGACAAGGCCACCUGUUCAGGGGCAUCUUCCCUAUCCAUUACACAGAGAAGAGAGUUGACGACUGGACCGUGGACGUAGACCUCCGUAUAUACAAGGGUAUACAGGCGGGAAUGGACAGAGGGUUCAUCAAACCCGGAAACCCCAUCAUCAUCAUCACCGGCUGGAAACCAGGUCAAGGGGCCACCAACACCUUCCGGGUCAUCUGUGCCCCGGAACAGCUGGACCCCAACACGGAAAUGGCUCCCAUCAUGGGGGUACACAGUGUGCCGAGUCUGUCGUCAGUUGAAGAGGAGAAGCCAUCCGUGGAAGUGACGGAAGCUCCCGAUGAGCCCGCGAAGACGCCGGAAAGUCCCGAUGUCAAGUUCGAGUGAACACUUAUGCUUGCAUAUGAAGCUGUUUCCAGUCAUGCGUGCUAAAAUCAUAAGUUAAUUUGCAUAACAUGGUGAGAUGCGAUGAGCAGCUGAUUCGAACAGGCAGGUUUUUGUGCCGAUAUAUAAUUUCCACAAAAGUGUGCAAGUAUUAAUUAUACUAUAAACCCCUUAACCCGAUAAUGGUGAAACCCGACGUUGUAUGUGGUUAACGGACCUCAACUCCCAGCCAAAAAGUCAUUGGUAUCUGCUCAUUUAUGUUUUUAGGGUGGUUGAGUUCAUAAAGUGCUUUUAAACCUUGAUAAAGUGUGUUUAUUAACAAACUUAUCCAGUUGAUGAAAACUGCCCUACAUAACCGACCUAUACAGACGGCUAGUACACUUUUGAACAAGGGUAUGUUGAUUAACUCAAGGAAAUGAAUUGCAUUUGUGAGUGAAAAGUAAAUCCGAGCGCUUGGACGUAAAAGUCAGCUUCACUCUGGUGAGUGUCAGAAUUUUAAUGGCUCCAUUACUUAAAUGUGUUUCGUUUUAGUUGUUUUCUUCGGACGUAAAAUAACGACAUAUGUUAAGCUUUGCUCUUCAUGGUUGUCUAAAACCUUUCCUUUUAAAAUUAAGCAAAGUUGCUCCGCAGAUUAAUUAGCCUGUUGAGUUUUGCCGAGCAUUUGCCCACUGGUUUUGGAAGGAAGUGUUUUCCUAAAAUAACGAUAACUCUAAGAGGUUUUUGUUUUGGAGGGAGA